GAUCAUCCUGUUCAAUAUGGCGGGUGCGAAUACAAGGCUUUGAGUGCGAAUGCCCAUGUUCGCCAUAUCACAAUAUAUUUGCAGCUCUCGCUGUACCCUCCGUCUCUUCCGAUCGCUAUGCGGCAGCUCUAUACCAUAGGUCCCAGGCUGGGCGCAUCUGCAUACACCGUCCUUUCCUGUUCACGAUCUUCUUCAUAUUUCACCUUAUUUCCAAAAUUUUCUCGGCCACUUUCAACAGAGCCAACCCCCAAUCCACCGCGCCAAGAUGGCGGGCUUCCCCCAGGAUACAACAGUGCAAAGCACCAUAACGUCCCGCAUACUUCUACACAGACAAGCAACUCUUCCAAUUCGUCGAUUGUAGGUUCGUGGAAGGAUUCCGAUUGGGAGGAAAACCCGGACUUUUCCAUCUCUUCGUUUGCUGAACUGCCAACAAGAGACUUCGGGUCCAAUCAGCACAUGAUCAUCAACCAGGAGUUCAAAGAAGCAUUGCGUCAGAUACUAUGGCAGUUUCGGGCUCCGAUUAGAUAUGCUUUUGCAUAUGGUUCUGGGGUUUUCCCGCAGUCGGGGGCAGCAACGGGUGAAAGCUGCCACCCCGCUGCUCCACCCACCAUUCAGAGGAUGCAACAAGGCGGAGGGAAGAUGAUUGAUUUUAUAUUUGGAGUCUCCUACAGCCAGCAUUGGCACUCCCUUAAUCUGAACCAGCAUCGCGAUCAUUAUUCUGCUAUCGGGUCACUAGGAUCAUACGUGGUCUCUCAGGUGCAGGACAAAUGGGGUGCCGGCGUCUAUUUCAACCCUUACGUGACCGUGAAUGGGACUCUGAUAAAGUACGGAGUUGUCAACAUUGAUACCAUGUGCAAGGACCUUAGCGAAUGGGAUACCCUUUACAUAGCCGGACGCCUACACAAACCAGUUAAAAUUUUGCGUGAUCAUCCCAGGGUCCGGCUCGCAAACCAAAUGAAUCUUCUCUCCGCCGUCCGUGUUGCGCUAUUGCUUCUUCCACCCGAUUUUACUGAAUCCCAACUGUAUACCACUAUUGCAGGUAUCAGCUACAUGGGAGAUCCGCGAAUGUCGUUUGGCUCAGAAGAUCCCAAAAAAAUCACGAAUAUUGUGUCUGCACAAAUGGCCAACUUUCGCCGAUUAUAUGCUCCUUUAAUUGAUACUCUGCCUAACGUUGCUUUCAACGAUCCAAGCUGCAGCGAUCCUGAUUGGAUAGAUAACCCGGAAGCCAAUGUUAAGUUAGCACAAGACAUGGACCCGGUCAAGCGAGGAAAUAUGGUCCGCCGAUUGCCGCAGUCAUUCCGGGAGAAGCUUUAUUUCCAGUACCAGUCCCGGUUUCAAAUACCUCGAGCAGAGUUCAACAAGAUGAUGGAACAAGCCACGGAUGAAGACCCAGAACGCAUACAUCGCCGUCAAGGAACAGCUUUUGACCGAAGGAUUGCCGCCGAGGAUCAUUUGAAGGAGGAAGUCGCUAAAUCCAUCAAAAAGACCAUCUCUUGGCCAAGUACAAGUCAGAGCAUCAAAGGAAUCGUGACCGCCGGCUUUCGAAGGAUGUUCCGAUACCUGAAAGAGAAAAGAGACAAAUACUCCAAGUCCAAGGCGUCGUCUAGCACCGAUCAUGACGACUCGACGAACAAAUCCAAGCCAGAUUAAAAAAUUAAUUCAUUUCUUACGUAUUCUUAUAUAACACCAAUUGAGGGUUGAGAAAUCCUCGAAUUAUGUUGAUAUCGCGUUCAAGCAAGAGAAAAGUCCAGCUUG
Messenger RNA from Coccidioides posadasii C735 delta SOWgp, 1755 nucleotides. It is a transcript of the gene TAM41, whose product is annotated as Mitochondrial translocator assembly and maintenance protein 41. The record is from RefSeq and is a predicted model, not a curated record. NCBI's taxonomy places the organism in Eukaryota, Fungi, Ascomycota, Eurotiomycetes, Onygenales, Onygenaceae. Gene Ontology annotation, cellular component: mitochondrion. Gene Ontology annotation, molecular function: phosphatidate cytidylyltransferase activity. Gene Ontology annotation, biological process: cardiolipin biosynthetic process; CDP-diacylglycerol biosynthetic process.